AUGUGGAGCCGCCUCGCCGAAGGUUUGGCCGAGAUCGUGGCGCCGGAAGAGGGCUAUGCGCAGGAGCUGGACGACACGUCGGACCAGGACUCGAUCCACGUCGAUUCCGUCGCGAUGCGUCCUCAAUUUGGAUCGGUCAAAGGUUCGGUGCCGUCGGUAGCUGCUGAUAAACUAAGAGAGGACGAAGACGAGCAGGAGGAAUACAUCCGUGACUUGGAGCGAGCGUUACUUCAGCAGAAGAAACAGAACAACGUGCUGGAAAACCGAAUUAAGGAAUUGAUCGAGAGUCAGCAGGACAAUGGAGACAAAGCCGAACAAAAGCAACUGGAAAGACACGUGCGCGAUCAGGAAGAAGAGGAUACACUGCGACAAAAAGACGUCACUAUUGAGGACAAGUCCCAAGCUGCAGAACUUGUCGAUGCUGCAGCGUUGCAGAGUGAAGAGGAUAGCGUGGCUCGGGUAAAAUAUCAUCGACUCGUACAAGACCUGCAGCAGUCUCAAAUCGAGGUCUCUACCUUGGCAGCACAAUGUCAAGCUCAGGCGAAGGAGCUGAUGGUUUUGCGUGAUAAAGAAGAAGCAUUGCAGGUAGCCAACGAGACGUUGCAACAGGAUGAACAGGAGAUUCGUGCUCGAGCAGCUGAGUACGAGCAAGCAUAUGUGGACUUACUGGUGGAGAUUGAGCAGAUCAAGACGGCGAACGCGGAGGAGAAGACGGCGCUGAUUGAAAACAGCAAGGACCGUGGGAGUUUGAUCGACAGUCAACGGCUCUAUGAUCUGGAAGCUCAGCUAACGACUGCGGAAGCGGACAAGAUGCUCGCUCAACAAGACGCGGAGCGAUUGCAACGUGACGUCGACACGCUGGAAGACGUUCUUCGUCAGUUUCAGAUGGAUAGCAAAGCCCAUAGGGCACGUAUAAAUGCACUGGAAGCAGAACUUGAGCAGACCACAAGAAGGUUGCAGUCGCACCAGCCUCUUUUGGGGCCUAAUGAAGGAGAACGCAACGAUUCCGAGCGCUUGGUGGAGAAACUCGACAAAAAAACGCACGAGUGUGAGCAGCUGCGCGAGGCGCUCGAAAGCACAGCAACGCAGUACACCUCAGAGCGUGACGUGGUCGACAAAAGACUUGCAGCUCAACUGGUGGUGGCAUACGUGGAUAGCGAGAAGAAGGGUGAAAUACUUCAUCUCAUGGCACGAAUCAUGGACUUCACGGAGGACCAGAAACGUCGCGUUGGUGUGGGCUAUCCAGUCGAAGGCAACGGCGGCGGUGGACUCUUUUCGUCGCUCCUCGGACUCGUCGCUCCUGGCGACGAAAGCGCUUCUGUCGAUCCAUCGACGAUUGAAGGCAAGGAUUUCUCGGAGUUGUGGUCCGACUUCUUGCUUGACGAGACAUCGAACCGGAAAUAG
Molecule: messenger RNA, 1404 nt
Organism: Hyaloperonospora brassicae
Lineage: Eukaryota; Oomycota; Peronosporomycetes; Peronosporales; Peronosporaceae
Source: the annotation of a GenBank genome assembly